AUGUCCGGCUCCAUCGCCUCGUACGACCAGCUGGUGCGGCAGGUGGAGGCGCUGAAGAAGGAGAACAGCCACCUCCGGCGGGAGCUGGAGGACAACUCCAACCACCUCUCCAAGCUGGAGAAUGAGACCUCGGACAUGAAGGAGGUCCUGAAGCACCUCCAGGGCAAGCUGGAGCAGGAGGCGCGGGUCAUGGUGUCCUCGGGGCAGACAGAGGUGCUGGACCAGCUGAAAGCCCUGCAGAUGGACAUCACCAGCCUCUACAACCUCAAGUUCGCCCCGGAGGCGGCCGGAGCCGGGCGCAACACCGAGGACAGCCCACCGCCACCCGCGCCCCACCGGGACGGCACCGGGGACCUGGGCAGAGCCACCCUCCGGCUGCUGGAGGAGCUUGACCGGGAGAGAUGCUUCCUGCUGGGUGAGAUCGAGAAGGAGGAGAAGGAGAAGGUGUGGUACUACGCCCAGCUGCAGAGCCUGGCCACGCGCCUGGACGAGCUGCCCCACGUGGAGACGUUCUCCAUGCAGAUGGAUCUCAUCCGGCAGCAGCUGGAGUUCGAGGCCCAGCACAUCCGCUCGCUGAUGGAGGAGCGCUUCGGGACGGCGGACGAGAUGGUGCAGCGGGCGCAGAUCCGGGCAUCCCGGCUGGAGCAGAUCGACAAAGAGCUCAUGGAGGCGCAGGACAAGGUGCAGCAGCCGGAGCCGCAGCUCUGCGGGAAGGUGCCGGGCACAGAGGGGGACGGCAGCCUGGACCCCCCGACCCACCCCGAGGAGGGGGGCAGCAGCCUGGGCAGCAGCAAGGUGGAGGUGGUCUUCUGGCUCCUGUCCAUGCUGGCCACGCGGGACAAGGACGACAUGUCCCGCACGCUGCUGGCCAUGUCCAGCUCGCAGGAGAGCUGCUUGGCCAUGCGCAAGUCGGGCUGCCUGCCCCUGCUCAUCCAGAUCUUACAUGACUCGGAUGGCGAACCGGGACCCCCCGAGAGCCCCGCCGGCGCCAAGGACGCCCGCAUGCGUGCCAACGCCGCCCUCCACAACAUCGUCUUCUCCCAGCCCGACGAGGGCCAGGCCAAGAAGGAGAUGCGGGUGCUGCACGUGCUGGAGCAGAUCCGCUCCUACUCGGAGACCUGCUGGGACUGGCUGCAGAUGCAGAGCAGGGACGGGGGCAGAGGCCCCGAGGGCGGUGCGGGUACGGGGGCGACGCCGGUGCCCAUCGAGCCCCAGAUCUGCCAGGCCACCUGCGCCAUCAUGAAGCUCUCCUUCGACGAGGAGUACCGGCGGGCCAUGAACGAGCUGGGCGGGCUGCAGGCAGUGGCCGAGCUGCUGCAAGUGGACUACGAGAUGCACAAGAUGACGAGCGACCCCCUGAACCUGGCCCUGCGGCGCUACGCCGGGAUGGCCCUCACCAACCUCACCUUCGGCGACGUGGUCAACAAGGCGACGCUGUGCUCCCGCCGGGGCUGCAUGGAGGCCAUCGUGGCUCAGCUGGGCUCCGACAGCGAGGAGCUGCACCAGGUGGUCUCCAGCAUCCUGAGGAACCUCUCCUGGCGGGCUGACAUCAACAGCAAGAAGGUGCUGCGGGAGGUGGGCAGCGUGACCGGGCUGACGCGCUGCGCCCUGCACGCCGGCAAGGAGUCCACGCUGAAGAGCGUUCUGAGCGCGCUGUGGAACCUGUCGGCGCACAGCACGGAGAACAAAGCUGCCAUCUGCGGGGUGGAGGGAGCCCUGGGCUUCCUGGUGAGCACCCUCACCUACAAGUGCCAGAGCAACUCGCUGGCCAUCAUCGAGAGCGGCGGCGGCAUCCUCAGGAACGUCUCCAGCCUCGUCGCCACGCGGGAGGACUACAGGCAGGUGCUCCGGGACCACAACUGCCUGCAGACGCUGCUGCAGCACCUGCGCUCGCACAGCCUCACCAUCGUCAGCAACGCCUGCGGCACGCUCUGGAACCUGUCCGCCCGCAGCCCCCGUGACCAGGAGCUGCUCUGGGACCUGGGGGCGGUCAGCAUGCUGCGCAACCUCAUCCACUCCAAGCACAAGAUGAUCGCCAUGGGCAGCGCGGCCGCUCUCCGCAACCUGCUCACCAACCGGCCCCCCAAGUACAAGGAUGCCGCCGUCGUCUCGCCGGGCUCCUGCAUGCCCUCGCUCUACAUGCGCAAGCAGAAGGCGCUGGAGGCCGAGCUGGAUGCCAAGCACUUGGCCGAGACCUUCGACACCAUGGAGAAGCAGAGCCUGAAGAGCCAGAGCGUGAAGAAGCCGACGCGGCACAUGGAGAGCCUGGUGAAGGACUACGCCUCCGACUCCGGCUGCUUCGACGAUGAUGAGGUGCCCAACAUCUCCACCGGCGUGGAGACGGCCAGUGCCUCCGUCCUCUCCAUGUUCCUCAACUCGUCCUUCCUCCAGGGGCAGGCACUGCCCCGGGCACUGGCACAGAGGCGAUGCCCGGAGCCGGAGAAGGACGGCAGCAGCAAGCCGGCCGAGCCCAAGAAGCUGCCGCUGCCAGAGGAUGAUGUCUCGCUGGCUGCCGAGAAGCUGGCCAACAAGAUCUCCAGCACGGUGGCCAAGAUCGACAAGCUGGUGGAGGACAUCUCCACCAUGCACACAUCCUCCGAUGACAGCUUCAGCCUCAGCUCGGAGGACCACUGCCUGGACUGGCAGUACGGCCCCGAGGAGGUGCACGAGGCGCGCGCCCAGUCCUGCUCGCCGUGCCGCCUCUCGGACGCCGGUGGCUUUGCCAAGCGGGAGAGCCUGAGCCGGGCGCACACGCUGCUGCGGCUGAAGACCGCCUACACCAGCCUGUCUAACGACAGCCUCAACAGCGGCAGCACCAGCGACGGCUACUGCACCAAGGAGCACAUGAAGCCCUGCACCAGGGCCGCCUUCCUCGACUACCGGGAUGAGCUGCAGCGCUACCAGAAGCGGCCGAGCCGGCUCGACCUCAAGAGCAUCCUGGGCGGCAAGCUGGAGCGGGUUGAACCCCCCGCGGGCAGCAAGCUCUCCCCUGACCCCCAGGUCCGCACCAUCAAACUCUCCCCGUCCUACCAGCACGUCCCCCUGCUCGAAAGCCUGGCCAAGAGCAGUGCGGCUGCCGGAGCCGGCCACCACCCCUCCCUCCUGGGCAGAAAGCAAGCCUGGCUCCCCCCCGCGCUGCUGCAGACAGCCGAGACCUUGAGCAAGAUCCCGGAGAAGCUGCCUGCCCACCCACCGGCCACGGCGGAGCAGGAGUCGGUGCAGAAGUACUCGGUGGAGGACACCCCGAUCUGCUUCUCCCGGUGCAGCUCCCUCUCCUCCCUCUCCUCGGCAGACAACGUGCUGGACGGGCAGAGCCACAGUGAGAACGACCUGGACAGUGACUCCUCCCUGGAGAUCCUGGAGAUGGAGGAAGGGGACGGGGAAGGCGAGGAUGGGAGGCAGGAGAAGGAGAAGGCGGCGGAUCCAGGUCCGGCCACGCUGGUGGGGAUUUCUCAGCCCAUCACCAUCCCCUUCCCGAAGCGUGACAAGGUCUUCCUGCGGGAGUCGUCACCAUCGCGCCAGGAGGACCUCACGCCCUCGAGCUCCUCGGAGAACUACAUCCAGGAGACGCCACUGGUGAUGAGCCGCUGCAGCUCCGUCAGCUCCCUGGGCAGCUUUGAGAGCCCUUCCAUCGCCAGCUCCAUCCAGAGCGACCCUUGCAGCGAGAUGAUCAGCGGCACCAUCAGUCCCAGCGAGCUGCCCGACAGCCCCGGGCAGACCAUGCCGCCCAGCCGCAGCAAGACACCCCUCUUCGAGCUGGGCUGCCAACCGGAGAAGGAGACCAGCCAGUUCAACAUCCAGUGGGAGAACAACGUCAAGAAGUUCAUGGAGAUCACCGACUUCAAGGAGCGCUUCCAGCUGCCCCAGGACCUGGACUCCAUGGUCUACUUCACGGUGGAGAAACCCAACGAGAACUUCUCCUGCGCCUCCAGCCUGAGCGCCCUGCCCCUCCACGAGCACUACGUCCAGAAGGACGUGGAGCUCAAGCUGAUGCCCACCUUCCCGGAGAAGAACAGCCUGAAUUUCGUGGCUCACGAGAAGCGGGAGGAGCGGCGGGAGGAGCGGUACCUGGAGGGCCGGCGGCGGGCCGACCGCCCCGAGCCCCCCUCCGAUGACGACAUUGAGAUCCUGAAGGAGUGCAUCAGCUCCGCCAUGCCCUCCCGCUUCCGCAAGGUGAAGACCUCCCUGCUCUCCGGUCAGGUCCUGCACCCCCAGACGAAAAAGCCGGUGCACGUCCCUGUCUACAUGCUGGUGCCAGCCCACGCGCACACCGGUGUCCCCAAGCACCUGCGUGCCACCGCCCGCGACCUCUUCAAGGACGACGACUCCUUCACCGACUCGGCUGACGGGACCCCCGUCAACUUCUCCAGUGCCGCCUCGCUGAGCGACGAGACCCUACGCUACCCGGCCGCCGAGGAGGCUGAGCACCCCCGCGGCCCGGGGACGGGGCGCUCGGCAGGGGUUCUGCCCGAGGGACACCGCGAGCGGGGUCGAGCCGUGGCCAAGACGGGGAGGGGAAGCGAGGCCAGCCCCCCCGAAGAGCGGACCCAGCCUGGAGCUGGAGGUGGGGAGGAGCAAUGGCCCCCCCGGGAAGAAGGAUGCUCCCCGGGGGACGGGGUGGCCUUCCAGUCGCUGUGCCACACCACACCGACGGAGGAAGCCGUCUACUGCUUCUAUGAGCAGGACUCGGACGAGCUGCCUGAGGCGGGCAGGGAGGCGUCCGGCAGCAGAGCCCAGCCCGGCCGGGCGCCCAGGAGGGAGCGCUGGGGCGGCUCCGUGCCCCGGAGGGAGCCUGAGCCCAGUCCCCGGCCGACGAAGGCGAAGCCGCAGAACAACCUCAUCGCCGACGAGACGCCGCCGUGCUACUCCCUCAGCUCCUCCAUGAGCUCCCUGAGCGAUGCCAACCUCUCCGACGGCGAGGAGCGGGGCCAGCCCUGCGGCAAAGCCCCCCGGCCACGGUCGGCCACGGUGGUGGGGCAGGCGCAGGGGGGCUCCCCCAGCUCCCCCAGCCGCAACUCGGAGGACGACCUGCUGCAGAAGUGCAUCGGCUCGGCCAUGCCCAAGCGCCGGCGGCCCUCGGCUCGCCGGAGGAUGGCGGAGCGCAAGCAGAAGCCGCCGGGUGCCGGCGGGAGGGAGCGGAAAGCGGAGGCAAGGCAUCGCCCCGCCGAGGACACCGGCUCCGACCGGGGCUCAGACCUGGACAGCGUGGAGUGGCAAGCCAUCCAGGAGGGUGCCAACUCCAUCGUCACCUGGCUGCACCAAGCUGCUGCCUCCCUCUCGCAGGAGCCUUCCUCCGAGUCUGACUCCAUCCUCUCCUUCGUGUCGGGGCUCUCCGUCGGGUCCACCCUGCAGCUCUCCCUGGGCAGGCAGGAGAAGAAGCGAGCCGGCAGUGUGGCCGGCCGGGAUGCAGCGAGGAGGGAGCACAGCAAGAGCCGCCCAGAGAGGAAGGAUGCGCCGGGUGCCCGUCCCGCUGGCCGCGGAAGCACCAGGACGGAGCGGAGCCCGGCAUCCACCAAGCCGGUGCCGAACCUGCCCGUGGUCUUCCGCGGCAGGACCGUCAUCUACAUGCCCAGCCUGGCCAAGGACACCCCCAGCCCGCGGGCCACCCCGAAGAAAAGCCCUGCGGUGAAGCCCGAGGCACCGCCGGCCAAGAACCUCUCCCUGAGCCAGCAGCGCUCACGGAGCCUGCACCGGCUGGGCAAGCCCCCCGAAACCGGGGACCUGGCGUUGCCCAAGAGGAGCACGACGCCGCCCGCCCGCAUCGGCAAGGGACCCCCCUCCUCCAGCUCCUCCCGCACCUCCACCCCCUCCCAGCACGCCCCCAAGAAGCUGCCGUCGCCCUCCCAGCUCGCCAAGCAGGGUCCCCCGGCCGCGGGCAAGGCGGGCGGCUCAUCCUCCCUGCCAGGACCCCCAGCCAGAGCCCCAGCCCCCAAGUCCCCGGCCCCCAAGCACUCCAAGACUCAGAAGUCGCCCGUCCGCAUCCCCUUCAUGCAGAAGCCCAGCAGGAAGGUGCUGCCGGGCCGGGGGGCCAUGCCGGUGCUGGAGGAGCAGGUGGAGGGCGGCAAGGCACGGGGCGGUGGGCCGGGGGGCGGCCGGCUUAACCUGGUGCGGAUGUCAUCUGCUCGUUCCAGCGGGAGCGACUCGGACCGCUCCGGCUUCCUGCGCCAGCUCACCUUCAUCAAGGAAUCCUCCAGCCUGCUGCUGCGGCACCGCACCGAGCUCUCCCCGGCGCAGCCGGCAGCCUCACUGCCUCGCCGCGCCUCUCCGCAGCGCAGCCGUGCCGCACUCCCGGCCGUCUUCCUCUGCUCCUCCCGCUGCGAGGAGCUCAAGGCGGCCAAGCCGGCAGCCCCCAGCCCGCGGCCCCUCAUCCCCAGAGCCCAGCCCGGUGGCAAAGUCCCCGCGGGGGUCAAGCCGCCGCGGAGGACCAGCUCCGAGAGCCCGUCCCGGCUGCCGGUGAAGACCAGCAUCCCCACACCCGAGCCCUUCAAGAGGUACUCAUCCUCGCCCAACAUCAGCGUGGCACGGAGGACGGGCAGCCCUUCCUCUGUCCUCUCCGCCCGCUCCGAGGCUUCGGCGCGGCGGCGGCAGACCGAGGCGGUACCCAGCGGGCAGCCGGCGAAGCCGCCGGUGGUGGUGAUGAAGGGCACCUGGCGGAGGAUUCGGGACGAAGACAUCCCCCACAUCCUCAAGAGCACGCUGCCCUCCUCCGCCCUGCCGCUGGCGGGCGCCGGCGAGGAGGAGCGCCCCGGCACCCCGGGUCCCAGGAAGACCAGUGACGCCGUGGUGCAGACCGAGGACUUCUCCACCGCCAAGACCAACUCCAGCACCUCUCCCACGCUGGAGAGCCGCGAGGGGCCCCCGCACGCCUGCACCACCUGCGACAGCGAAGCUCUGGCCCCCGCCAAGGCCACCCUGCCCAUCUCCUUCGGCCACGAGGCGCCUGCCGGGACCUUCCCCGCCAGCCGGCACGGCUCCCCGAGCAGAGCCGCCCGCGUCACCCCCUUCAACUACGUCCCCAGCCCCAUGGCGGUGACAGCGGUGGCCGACAAGGCGGUGGAGAAAAUCCAGGCUUGAGCAGCUGCCGCGGAUGAAGCCCCGGCGAGGGUCCCAUGACACCCCCUGCCCCACGGGAGCUGGCCAGGACUGUGCUGGGGGGGGCGGCGACGCGGGACGGCUGGGGAGCAGCGAGUCACCCCAACCCGCUGCCUGCCUCGGCUGGGGUCUCGCUGUAC
This is a messenger RNA of Gymnogyps californianus (California condor), 7232 nucleotides long. RefSeq names its product APC regulator of WNT signaling pathway 2 (gene APC2). The transcript has 16 exons. Lineage: Eukaryota; Metazoa; Chordata; Aves; Accipitriformes; Cathartidae. The coding region runs from base 1 to 7074 and encodes 2357 amino acids. Gene Ontology annotation, cellular component: catenin complex; cytoplasmic microtubule; beta-catenin destruction complex. The record is from RefSeq and is a predicted model, not a curated record. Gene Ontology annotation, biological process: positive regulation of protein catabolic process; regulation of cell differentiation; Wnt signaling pathway. Gene Ontology annotation, molecular function: gamma-catenin binding; microtubule binding; beta-catenin binding.